Messenger RNA from Schistosoma haematobium, 3583 nucleotides. Its product is annotated as UDP-N-acetylglucosamine pyrophosphorylase. Gene Ontology annotation, biological process: UDP-N-acetylglucosamine biosynthetic process. Bases 1561 to 2694 code for a protein of 377 amino acids. The record is from RefSeq and is a predicted model, not a curated record. Gene Ontology annotation, molecular function: UDP-N-acetylglucosamine diphosphorylase activity. The transcript is spliced from 7 exons. Lineage: Eukaryota; Metazoa; Platyhelminthes; Trematoda; Strigeidida; Schistosomatidae.
AUGUCUGACGUACCUGGGAUUGAUAUCACGCUUCAUGGGCAGGAUCAUUUAUUGACUUUCUGGAAUGAGCUCAAUGCUAAGGAGCAAUCUGAAAUCCUCAGUGAUAUUUCGAAGAUCAAUUUCUCUGCUCUCGGCCGAAUUUUUGAUGUAAGACUUUUGUAGUUGUAUCAACAAUUCGAAAAUGUGAAUGAGUCGUUAUUUUGCAACCAAAAGAUUGUAUCUUAUCAGCGUCUUCACCAAACAGGACUAUGUGAUCAGCUUGUUCCAAGUCAGUAAGCGGAUACACUGAGUAGGAGAUCAAUCCCCGAAAAUUCGGUCGACAAGAAGGUUAUUUCUUUUUUCUAGGAUGACUUACGCUAAAAUUAAUUCUUGCAGAUAUGUUAUAGCAAUGGUGUGAUUAUUCCAAACCAUGGCUCUUUAGUUGGCCCGUACUGUACUCCCAAGUUAUAAUAUCUACACAAAUUUCUCAACAUUGUUUAGGACCUUCAUGGGAGACUUUACUGUUAUCUUUAAUGAAAAAAGUAUUUUAAGUCAUAGUUAUCCUCAGUUUGUGAUAUUUCGGUUUAUCUAAAAGCUACUAAUGUUCGAAAUCCAUCAGAAAUCUCCACUCAUGUGGUUUCAGCGUUAAUUACUAUUUAGUAGUUCACAUCAUCUUUUUAAAACGGAUGUCUUUAAAGCUACUCACUUUCUGCUUACUAGAUCGUCUAAUAUAAUAUAUAACGACAUACAUAUACAUGGUUAGACACUGGUUUUUGGUUUAUCGAAUAACAUUCUGCCAUUAGCUAGACCUAACACCUUUUGGUCUGUUGAGUAGUACCUUAAUUUUGAAUCGUGACGUUACUCGAAAAAUAGUCUAAACAAACUCUAGAAAGUUAAUAAAUAUAGAAGCUUUUUCUUUAUCCCGUCUUCUUACCACCAGUAGCCUGUCUUGUACUGCUUUGUCAGAUCUAAAUUUUAAGUAUCGUUCUGAAGUGUUAUCAGUAUUCCAAUUACUUAUUUGGUAAGUGAAUACUGACGUAUUAUCCGUUGUUUUACGGAGAGAUAUACAGUUUUCCAUCUGUUUGUUUUUGUUUCCUUCCAUGAGUCAUAUCUUUUUGACUGUCAUUGUGCUGCGUUACAGCUUAACUCCCCUUAAUCAAUGGUUUUCAGUAAAAACUCGAAAAGAAUGUCAAAUGAACUACGCACUUUUUGUAGGAUGCUUUGCGUGUAAAAAAAAACAUGGUUUUACAUUAAAAAGCCCGUUUUUAACAAGGAUAAUCAUUUUUAUAAUAGACUCCUCCAAGCUGCUCUUCCGGAAUCGAUGACAGGCUCUUGCCACCUAAUCCAGAGAUAUGUAAAUCUCUGUCGGAGUUGCGCACUUCGCAACCUCUCUUACUGGAACGCUAUCUCAGUAUUGCUUUGCGGGCAGUCAGUGAAAAUAAAGUGGCGGUUCUAUUGUUAGCGGGUGGUCAAGGGACACGACUUGGUGUUUCCUAUCCCAAAGGGUUGUACAAGCCGAAUUUACCAUCAGGUCGUUCAUUAUAUCAACUUCAAGCCGAGCGUCUUCACCGUGUUUCUCAUAUGUGUAAAGAAAAGUUUGGUAAAACUCCUUCGAUAACUUGGUAUAUCAUGACUUCUGAGCACACAAAAGAAACAACUGUACAGUUCUUUAAAUCAUUUAAUUAUUUUGGACAUAAUUGUGACAACAUUGUAUUUUUUGAACAAUACACUCUUCCAGCCUUUUCUCUAGAUGGAAGAAUCCUGUUGCAAACUAAGUCUAAACUAACAUCAGCUCCAGAUGGAAACGGUGGUUUGUACAGGGCUCUUAAAGAGCGCGGUAUUCUCGAUGAUAUGAAAUUAAGAGGAAUCGAAUAUGUCCAAAUUUAUUGUGUUGAUAAUAUUCUGGUAAAGGUACCUGAUCUUCACUUUAUCGGAUACUGCAUUGAAAAUAAUGCAGAUUGUGCUGCAGAAGUUGUUCAGAAGCUAGACCCAGAAGAACCGCUUGGAGUUGUUGGAGUAGUAGAUGGUCAGUAUCAGGUCGUAGAAUAUAGUGAGAUAUCUCCCGUUACAGCAUCCUUACGUGUAAACCAAUAUGACUCUCAUAAUAAUGCACACAAUUCAAACAAUGGUGAAACAAGUCGUUUAGUUUAUAGUCAUGGAAAUAUUUGUGUACAUUUCACAACGAGAUCAUUUUUGGAACGUGUUUGUCAGGAUGAUAUACAAAUGAAAAUGCGUUAUCAUCGAGCUCAAAAGAAAGUUAAUUGUAUAGAUUUGCAAACAGGAGAAUUGAUUGUCCCUCAAAAACCGAAUGCAAUCAAAUUUGAAAAAUUCGCAUUCGAUGUUUUUCCAUUUGCUCAUCGAUUUUUUAUAUGGGAAGUUCCUAGAGAUGAACAAUUUUCUCCGCUUAAGAAUGGACCAGGUGCAAUUAAGGAUUGUCCUAAAACAGCUCGACUUGAUUUGCUUAAUUAUCAUACUCGCUUAGCGGAAAACGCUGGUGCAAUACUAGUAAAUCAUAGUUCUACGUCUAAUGGGAACGGACACGUAGAUAAUGUUCAUGACAAGCCCUUAAUUGAAAUUUCACCUUUGAUUACUUACAAUGGUGAAAACUUAACAUGUCUAAAAGGUGUUGAAAUUCAUGGUCUCAAUCGUUUGGAACAAGACAUAGAAACUGGUAAACCAGUUUUAUUUUCUUGUGAAAUGAAUGGUGACAUCUAGUCAAGAUGUGUAUAAAUUUUUUCUUUUAACACUGAUAUACACAAUAACCAUACAUACAAAUGGUCUUCCCUAGUUAAUAUAUUUAACCACAUUCAUGCUGUGAUUUUUCUAUGAGUUAUUUUGUUUCAUAUAUUUUAGACAUUCCAUAUUACAAACUGUUUUUUUGUAACUGUUCGCCUAUAUGUUAAUGUUUGAAACUAUCUGUUCUAAUGUGAUUUUUUUUUAAAAAAAACAAAAAAGAAAAUUCAAUUCAUCAAAUGUUGUGUACAAUCAGUGUGAAAUUCAUUCUUUUCUAAUUCUAUAUGUUCAUUUUACUUUUUUAAAUGUGCUCAGUGAAUAUGAUUGGUUUUGUUAGCAAUAAUCUAUGAUACUAAAUUAUACUGUUGCUAUCCUCUCUUUUACUUAUCAAUUUGUUUUGUAACUUUUAUUCUUAAAAAAUAAAAUAAAUACACUUGGUAUUGUUUGGCUUGUAUCAUCCCAUUGAGUUUUUUUUUAAGACUACAAUUGAUCAGUCUGUUAUUGGCAUAUGUGUAUGCUGUGCGUAUGCCUCGAUAUUGCCUUAAUUCACAAGCUUUUUGUAAUCAAUGAUGGACUCAGUAGCUGAGUGGAUAACGCGAUGGCGUUUGAAGCGAAUGGUACUGGGUUCGAGUCCUAGAGUGAACAUCAACUGUGAGACGCAGGUACAUCCAGCUGACGUGUCCCAAAUAGGACGAAACACCCGUCCUGGAUUCCACUGCUAGCCACUAUCCAUCGUUGCUUACAAAAUAAACAGUUAAAAGUUUAUUUCUAAUCUUCUGGUUGAUUUUUUUUCAAAAAAAAGAGAAAGUUCAUUUAUCUUUGUUCAUGUUUUGACUUUUGUUCUUGUUGAUUAUCACAUGAUAAAAUCACC